AUGACAGCCGCAGCAAUGUCGGUUACCGAACAACGCUCGAAGCACGUCUACUUUACGCAUCCCUAUUUCGAGGCAGGCAAGACUCUUCUCGUCUCCAACGUGAAAAGCUCGAGACUGCUGGCGUUCUUGGAUCCGUUCGAUCCUUACACGAUAGCCGUUCUCGUCCUCAGCUUAUUCACCACCGCUGUAACGUGGAUCGUAAUUAAAAGGAUCUCGCUGUCCAAAGACGAAAUAGAACUGCUCGGUCACGAGGGCGGCGACAAUUCGUUACCGAGUAGGUGGGGUAACGCGCUCUGGUAUUUCUACGCGACGGCCAUGCAGUUAACCCCGGAUGUCGGUCCCUCUGCGAUAUCGGGAAGACUCAUCAUGGCCGCGUGGUAUUUCUUCACUUUGGUAAUCGUGGCGACGUACACCGCCAAUCUAGCAGCGUAUCUCACAAUCAAGAGUGCUGCAAAAAAUCACGUGACGUCCGUCGACGACCUCGUCGGACAGACAAAGAUCAAAUACGGGACAGUAGCGGAUUCAUCGGUCGUCGACUUUUUCAAAUAUUCGCAAGUCGAGAAGUAUAAUCGCAUAUACAGAGGUUUGUCGAAUGUCGACAACCUUACGCACGGACUAGAUGAAGUCAAAGAUGAAAGCGAUCCGUAUGUGUUCAUCUGGGACACGGAAAUUCUCGAGUUCGCGUCGAGCACCGACGGGUGCAACACCAAAGUCGUCGGAAGGCCGUUCAACAACCAGCACUACGCUCUGGCGUUUCCCAAAGACACGCCGUACGGGACGAACAUUUCGCUGGCGAUAUUGCGAUUGAGAGAGAGGGGAAUGAUCGAGGAGUGGAUCGACAAGUGGAUCUCGAAGAGCUCGAAGUGUGGCAGUGGGUCCGAGAGCGACGAGGAGAGAACGGUCAGUAUCAACGACAUGCAGGGUGUGUUCACGAUUCUGUGUAUUACGUUUGGAGCGGCGAUUGUCGUCGCUUUCGUCGAGCGUCGGGUGCAUGGCACGCCGCUAGAGCAGACGACGGAUAGCUAA
Messenger RNA from Corticium candelabrum, 1026 nucleotides. RefSeq names its product glutamate receptor 4-like. Gene Ontology annotation, biological process: monoatomic ion transport. Gene Ontology annotation, cellular component: plasma membrane. NCBI's taxonomy places the organism in Eukaryota, Metazoa, Porifera, Homoscleromorpha, Homosclerophorida, Plakinidae. The transcript has a single exon. Gene Ontology annotation, molecular function: ligand-gated monoatomic ion channel activity; signaling receptor activity. The record is from RefSeq and is a predicted model, not a curated record. Bases 1 to 1026 code for a protein of 341 amino acids.